AAAGUUUUCGUUCGGGUGUCAAAUAGCGUUAAAAAAACAAAACGUCAAUGAGAAUCUGCGUCCAAUGCAGAGAAUUCCAUUGAUUAUCAUUGAAAAAGUCGUGCUAAAAGCAAGGGCUACUACUUUUCAUACACGUUAACCCGUACACCAGAAGUCAAACUCUCGGUUACCCCCGAUAAACGCGUAAGGCCGGAUAGUGUAGAGGUUAAGUGUCUCACCAUUGUCGAAAGCCAAGUGUCACUUUGUGAGUGCCGAAAAAAAUUCGCAAAAUCUUAAAAAGUAAAGUUUGUGCCGACAUUUAAAUGCAAUGAACGUGCCGCCACAAGUUGGACCUGUUCCAGGCAUGGCUGGGAUACCACCGCCGUUCGGAAUGCCACCCAUUGUGCCGCAAUUCAAUAUUCCGCCGCCCGGUUUCGGUGCGCCGCCAGAAUUGGCAUCCUUUGCCGCCGCCCCGACUUCAGAAUGGUCUGAACAUAAGGCGCCCGACGGCCGAGUUUACUAUUACAAUAGUAUUACGAAACAGAGUUCCUGGGAGAAACCGGACGAACUGAAAACGCCUGCGGAGAAACUGAUGUCGGCAUGUCCAUGGAAGGAGUAUCGCUCGGACACGGGAAAAGUUUAUUAUCACAAUGUAAAUACGAAGGAGUCGCGGUGGGAAGCACCGGCGGAGUAUUUGGAGAUGCAGGCGAAAAUCAAGGCGGAAGAGGCAGCGACAGCUGCAAAAGCGGUCGCCGCAAUGACAUCGUCCUCGAUGGCUGGAAUGGUGCUGCCUCCAUCAAUAGCGGCUUCAUUGCCUAUAAUUCCUCCAAUGUCUAGUAAAUUGAAUUCACCGGCGGAUUAUUCCAAUUCACCUGCUCAGAACACGCCAGGAAGUAACGAGAAUUCUUCCUCGGCGUUGGACCAAGCGAUGGCUGCCACGCUCGCAGCAAUAGAAAUGCCUGAAUCGAAAAAUGAAGAGAACGAGAAACCGAAAAAACAGCCGAGCCCCGAGCCCGUUCAAGUGGAGUUCAAGGACAAGAAGGAAGCGAUCGAGGCAUUUAAGGAGUUUCUCAAAGAAAAAAAUAUACCGUCGAACUCGACUUGGGACCAGUGCAUGAAGAUAAUUUCCAAGGAUCCUCAGUACAACGCAUUCAGAAACCUCAACGAGAAGAAACAAGCGUUCAACGCAUACAAAACGCAAAAGUUGAAAGACGAACGAGAGGAGUCUCGUCUGCGCGCCAAAAAGGCAAAAGAGGAUUUGGAGAAGUUUCUAAUGUCGUCCGAGAAAAUGAGUUCAACUGUAAAAUAUUAUCGUUGCGAAGAGCUGUUUGGUUCGCUGAAAAUAUGGUCGUCUGUUCCGGAACAGGAUCGUCGCGACAUCUACGAGGAUUGUGUAUUCAACUUGUCGAAACGGGAGAAGGAAGAGGCGCGGCUGCUGAAGAAACGGAACAUGAAGGUGUUGGGCGAGCUAUUGGAAUCGAUGACGAGCAUCACCCAUCAGACGACGUGGUCUGAAGCACAAGUGAUGCUGCUCGAGAAUUCCUCCUUCAAAAACGACGUAAACCUGCUAGGCAUGGACAAAGAGGAUGCAUUGAUUGUUUUCGAGGAGCACAUUCGGAGUCUGGAGCGAGAAGACGAGGAGGAAAAGGAACGUGAGAAGAAACGUUUAAAGCGACAGCACAGGAAAAAUCGUGAUGCAUUCUUAGCCUUAUUGGAUAGUCUGCACGAAGAAGGAAAACUGACAUCAAUGUCUCUUUGGGUAGAGUUAUACCCAGUCAUUUCCGCAGAUUUAAGGUUUUCAGCGAUGCUCGGUCAGUCUGGCUCGACUCCAUUAGAUUUAUUUAAAUUUUACGUAGAAGACUUGAAAGCUAGAUUCCACGACGAGAAGAAGAUCAUCAAAGAAAUUCUCAAAGAGAAAGGAUUCAUCGUCACGCCUGGCACAACAUUCGAAGAUUUCGCCACGGUGGUUUGUGAAGAUAAACGAUCCGCAACACUCGAUGCGGGCAAUGUGAAAUUAACUUAUAAUUCCCUUCUCGAAAAAGCCGAAACGGCAGAGAAAGAACGUCUCAAGGAAGAAAUGCGACGAGUUCGCAAGUUGGAGAAUGAAAUCAAAUCGGUUUGGUUGGAAUCUGGCAUAGCAAUAACAGAACCGUAUGAAACGGCAAAGAAAUUAGUAGAACACUUAGAAGCGUAUGCAAUUUAUGAGAAGGAUACUCCGGUGGAGAGAAUUUGGGAAGAUUUUGUUAAGCAAACGGAAGACUCAUGCACACAUUAUCAUUCGCGAUCGAGAAAAUCGAAAAAGAAUAAGAAACAUAAGAAACGAUCACGAUCUAGGUCGAAAUCGGACGCUGAGGGAGCAUCUGACUUGGAACGCGGAAAAAAGAGAAAAUAUUCACGAUCACGUUCGCGCUCCACCAGUUCCGACAGUAUAACCAGCGAAAAACUAUCAAAGAAGAAAAAAAAGAAGAAGCAUCGACGCACUUCCCGUUCCGCCUCAUACGAAUCCGAACGACUCUCAUCGGCUGAUGUUCCACCCAGUCCUGAUACCGUAUCACAGCACAAGAAAAAGAAAAAAGAUAAAAAACGUAAAAAUAAAGAUGAACAUCGAAGACGAUCACCAUCAGCUAGUCAAGGUAGUGGUGGUUCAGAUAAAGCAAAUUCAAUAUCGUCAUCGAAAAAUGGCGAUGAUCCGGGUCUAAGUGAAACAGAAUUGGAAUCCCGUCGAGCUGCACUUUUGGCACAAUUGAAUGAGCCAAUGGAAGAUUGACGGUACUAUAAGAAACGAAGCGUUAGUUGGAAACGCAGGAGAUAAUUUUAAGACUUUAUUUGUUUUAAAUUAUAAAUAAAGAUGAGAAACUAUAAUGAUACGCGAAACCAAUAUAAUAGAAUCAAGAAAAAAAGGAAUUUUGAAAAUUUA
Messenger RNA from Hermetia illucens (black soldier fly), 2896 nucleotides. It is a transcript of the gene Prp40, whose product is annotated as pre-mRNA-processing factor 40 homolog A. The record is from RefSeq and is a predicted model, not a curated record. Lineage: Eukaryota; Metazoa; Arthropoda; Insecta; Diptera; Stratiomyidae. Gene Ontology annotation, molecular function: protein binding; RNA binding. Gene Ontology annotation, biological process: mRNA cis splicing, via spliceosome. The transcript has 5 exons. Gene Ontology annotation, cellular component: U1 snRNP; U2-type prespliceosome. The coding region runs from base 308 to 2746 and encodes 812 amino acids.